GCGUACCAUACCUGCUGUAAGUUUCUCAAGAAUCAAGACCAACACUGACCGCUCACCCACAUCAACCUCCAAAAGUCACAAAAAAGUGCUGCAGCCAAAAAACUGCAGAGAUCCACUCCCACACUGCAACAACAGCAAAGCUCGAUCACCAAGAAGACACCAAGAUGCCUGAAGCAAUCGCAACCACCUCCGCCUCAUCAUUAAGUUUGGGACAGCUAUUGAAUGCCCGACAGAACCUGACAACAAUUGACAAGGCUCUGAGCCAGAUUCAGCAACUAUUGGAACAGAAAGAGUCCCUGGAAGCUGAGAUUGUGGCCCUGAAGCGUGAAAAGUCCAAACUUACUUACGAGGUAGUGUCAUUGCGGAAUGAGUGUGACGAUGACAGUUCCAGAAAGGCCAGUAGCUUGCCUGAUCUAGGGAUUGCCUUUGGUGGCGACGACGACAGUUCCAGCUAUGACAGUGACGACAGCGACGAAGAGAUGACCAACAGUGAGCGCAAGGCCAAGGCCCCAGAACACUUUAUUUGCCCGCUGACGCUCGAAAUCAUGAAGCAUCCAAUGCAGCAGAAAGGUACCCAGAACAACUACGAAAGAGGCGCCAUUUUGGAGUGGAUAUAUUUUGGAAAGGCCACCUGUCCCAUGACCCGCAGAGUGCUACAUCCAGGCGACUUUGUUGAGAAUACAGUCCUGGAGCGUGAGAUUGAAAGUUGGCGAGAGAAGUAUGGUGUUUUGGACGAAUCUGCCGACGACGACGAAGACAACGGUGACCCCAUACCUACUCUGACACCCGAAGAGGAAGAGAUGCAACAGCAACGGUUGCAAGUUGUCCAGGUUAAACGCGUGGGAUCCCAUAACGAAUUGAUGGGCCUUCGGGAUCGCGUCCUCCGAAAGCAAGCUGCCCGAGCCCGUCGCCGCAUGUCGACUCAUGGAGGACUGCGUGUAUAGAUUGGAUCCACCACAACACAAGGUGAGAUCUCACAACAAGCGCACAGCUGGCAAAGAAAGAAUUGGUCGACAUUUUAGCGAAAAAUUUGCAUUGCACAACAAGAACAAUGGUACCCUAUGCACUCAAUCCUGGCUGCUGGUGAUGCGGAGGGGAGCUCUGCUUCCAAUCUCGUGCUACGAUACCCCUUCGCUCUGCUUCCAAUCUCGUGCUACGAUACCCCUUCACGGUACCAGUUUAGAUAACAAACAAAACAAAACAAAACAACACAAUAG
Molecule: messenger RNA, 1217 nt
Organism: Seminavis robusta
Lineage: Eukaryota; Bacillariophyta; Bacillariophyceae; Naviculales; Naviculaceae
Source: the annotation of a GenBank genome assembly